AUGGGUAUGGCGGCGGUCAAGGUGGAGGAGCGGGACGGGUGCGCCGAGAGCAGGCAGCAUCUGGCGCUGUCGAGUCCGUCGGCUUCCGAGGGAGGGAGCUAUGGCGGCGGGCACGCGUGGGCGUCGCCGCUGGUGCCCAGCCCCGCCGAUUCCGGCUCCACCCGCAGGCGAACAAGUGGCCCUGUAAGAAGAGCUAAGGGUGGCUGGACACCUGAAGAGGAUGAAACAUUGCGCGAGGCAGUUACUGUUUUCAAGGGAAAAAAUUGGAAGAGAGUAGCUGAGUUUUUCCCUGAUAGAACAGAAGUACAAUGUCUGCACAGAUGGCAAAAAGUUCUUGACCCUGAACUUAUAAAAGGACCUUGGACCCAAGAGGAAGAUGAGACCAUUAUCCAGAAGGUAAAGGAGCAUGGACCAACAAAAUGGUCCGUUAUAGCAAGGUCACUGCAUGGUCGUAUUGGUAAACAAUGCCGAGAGAGAUGGCAUAAUCAUCUGGAUCCUCAAAUAAGGAAAGAAGCUUGGACUCUUGAGGAGGAGCAGGUGCUUGUUGAUGCUCAUCGUAUGCAUGGUAAUAAAUGGGCGGAGAUUGCAAAACUCCUUCCUGGAAGGACAGAUAACUCAAUAAAAAACCAUUGGAAUAGUUCAGUGAGAAAAAGGCUAGAUGAAUAUGAUACAGGAGCUGCCCUUCCAGUUCCAGUACAUGUCAGUCAUAAUGAUUUGAAACAGGUCACAAUGGCCCCGCCUGCUGAGAACUACAUUGACUUGAAUAAAGAGCCAAAUAUCAGUUUGAGUUCAGUAAUAGUCGAUCACUCUGAUCCUACCCAUAGUCCACGGGUGUGUAGUUUGAAAAAUAUCAAGGGCUGUUCAGAUUUCCUCUCUCUUUCCCUGCCAACUGCUCAACCAGUAACUUCAUGUCAGGCAUCAGUAGCUGAUGAUUCUGCUGUUGCUUUAGCAAUAAUGGGGAUGAAAAUGAAUUCCGGCCGUGACAAGGACAUGGAAUUGAACUUUGUUUGUCAGAAGGGUCUGCAAAUCAAUUUGCCGAAUGAGAAGGGCCUGGAAAUUAACUCCGUAACAGCUAAGCCAGAUGGUGAAAUAGAUAACACUGGACGUGAAUCAACCUUAGUAAAAGAGGCUCAGUCCUUUGGUUCUCUUUGUUAUCAGAUACCUAAGCUAGAAGAUAUCGACCUUGUUCGUUCCCCAGUUUUGUCAAGACAUCAUGGAUCAGAACACGGCGUGGAUGGAUUUCAAUCGCCCACUGGCUAUGCUACUCCCUCUCCAACUGAUGGAAUACAAUCCGAUCAGCUCAGUGUGGAAUCAAUAUUGAAAAGUGCUGCUGAAAACUUCCCAGGUACUCCUUCGAUACUCAGGAGAAGGAAAAGGGAUAAACCAACGCCUUCUCAAGAUACUGAUUUUAAGAUUGAUGCAAACAGUGAUGGUUUUGACACUCCCAAAGCGAACUGCACUACAUAUAGCCCACAUUCAUUUAAAACUGCAUCAUUUUUGUCCUUGGGUCGCCUUGAUGACCAGCAGUUGCCUUCUGUCUUGGGGAAGUUUGAUGUUUCCCCCACAUAUCGACUAAGGUCAAAGCGAAUGGCUGUGUUGAAAACCGUUGAGAAGCAUCUAGAUUUUUCGGCUGAUGCGAUGGAUACUUGUGACAUGGUUGGAUCUCUGAAAUCUUCUUGCCGGAAUACGGAGAGUGUCAAUGCCAGCUCAGACAUUUCAAGCGCACAAGAUAGGAGGAUUAAUGGGCAUAUGAUUGGGUUGGAAACUCUAACCAGUGACUUUGCACACACAACACAGCUAGAUGCAACCUAA
This is a messenger RNA of Triticum turgidum subsp. durum (durum wheat), 1812 nucleotides long. Lineage: Eukaryota; Viridiplantae; Streptophyta; Magnoliopsida; Poales; Poaceae. The record is from the annotation of a GenBank genome assembly.